This is a messenger RNA of Kwoniella botswanensis, 786 nucleotides long. RefSeq lists its product as uncharacterized. The transcript has 5 exons. Gene Ontology annotation, biological process: ubiquitin-dependent protein catabolic process; proteasomal protein catabolic process. Gene Ontology annotation, cellular component: proteasome core complex, alpha-subunit complex; nucleus; proteasome core complex. The record is from RefSeq and is a predicted model, not a curated record. The coding region runs from base 1 to 786 and encodes 261 amino acids. NCBI's taxonomy places the organism in Eukaryota, Fungi, Basidiomycota, Tremellomycetes, Tremellales, Cryptococcaceae.
AUGACAUCGAUAGGAACCGGUUAUGAUCUCUCUGUGUCGACUUAUUCACCUGAUGGAAGGUUGUUCCAGGUCGAAUACGCCAACAAAGCUGUCGAGGCUGCUGGUGUCGCAAUCGGUCUUCGAUGUUCAGACGGUGUAGUCCUCGGUGUCGAGCGACUCUUACAUUCCAAAUUACUAGUGAAAGGUGCAAAUCGAAGAAUAGCAUCGUUAGACGAACACAUCGGUAUUGCCUCUGCGGGGUUGUUGGCAGAUGGGAAACAUUUGGCCAGGAGGGGUAGAGAGGAAGCUAGUAGUUUUAGAGAGAAUUAUAAUAGUCCGGUAUCUGUUCAGAUCCUCUCCGACCGAAUCUCAGCCUACCUCCAAGCCUACACAUGUUACGGUUCCGUUCGUCCCUUCGGUCUCUCAUCCAUCAUCGGUGGAGUAGACAAGACCGGACCAAAACUGUUCUGCAUCGAACCUUCAGGUGUAUACUACGGUUAUAGGGCGGUCGCAUCGGGUAAAGGAAAAGCAUUAGCCAAGACUGAAUUGGAGAAGAUUGUGAACAAGUAUCUGGAUGCGGAACAAUCUGGAUCUGGGUCCGGAUUGACAUGUAGAGAAGCUGUCGAUGAAGUAGCUAGGAUUAUAUACCUCGUUCACGACGAUAACAAAGAUAAAGAGUUCGAACUGGAGAUGACGUGGAUCUGUCAAGAGAGCGGUAAUAAACAUGCACCAGUCCCUGAGGAUUUGUUGAAAUCGGCUGAAGAGAAGGCUAAAGCUGCUUUGGAAGAAGGUAUGGAAGAGGAUUGA